AUGCAUUUGUCGCGCCAUCCUGCAAUUUGGUUCAUCGCGUGCCUAUUGACUUCCCUCGCUCGCAGCGCAGCCUUCCUUUCCGCAUCACAACAGCAAAACUAUGGCAAAGACUGGUCAGUCUACGACUACAUCGUCAUCGGCAGCGGGCCUGGCGGCGGCCCUCUGGCUGCGAAUCUCGCGAAGAGCCAACACUCAGUACUACUUCUCGAGGCUGGAGACGACGGCGGCAAUGAUCUAAAUGAGACGAUAGCUGCCUGGUAUCCUUUUGCAUCCAACGACCCGCAGCUACGGUGGGACUUCUUCGUGAAGCACUACAGCGACGAUACCUUGAACGACCAGUACGAACAUCUGACCUGGCGGACGAAAGAAGGCGGAUUUAACGUUGGUCUCGAUCCUCCCGUCAAUGCCACCAAGCUCGGUGUCUAUUGCCCAAGAACUGGUACGCUAGGUGGCUGCUCGACACAUAAUGCUUUGGCGGCUGCACUUCCCAGCGAUUCGGAUUGGCAUGCUAUUGCCAAUGUGACUGGUAACGAGAGUUGGCAAGCAGGAAACAUGCGGCAGUAUUUUGAGAGAGUCGAACGAAACCAGUACUUAUCUGCCGGAACAUUUGGACGCGGCUUCGAUGGAUUUCUAGAUAUCAGUCCGAAUGAUCCUGCUGUACUGGCAAAUCAGCCUGCAGUCGCCGCCGUACUGCAAGCCGCAGCGAUUGCAAGCGGUCAGACUGGUGACGUGUUCAACCUGACUCAGGCUGAUCUGAAUAAUGCGUCUCCUGACCGGGAUCAGCAGGUGGGCAUCUUCGGCUUGCCAGCCCACAAGACUCCUUCUGGCAGACGUGCCACCGGAUCAGACGGUCUGCCACUGUACAACCUCAAGCUACAACUCGAGGCUCUAGCAACUAGGGUGCUUUUCUCGCGAGAGUCGCCACAUGAACUUCGCGCUCGCACGCCUCAAGCGAUCGGAGUCGAAUACAUUCAGGGCAAGAGCAUGUACAAUGUUGACCCGCCGUACAACUCUUCAAAGUGUGGUAGCCUCAAGCAAGCAUUUGUCCGCAGAGAGGUCAUAAUUGCCGGCGGAACAUUCAACAGCCCACAACUGCUAAAGCUCAGUGGUCUUGGACCAGCAGCUGAGCUCAAGGCACUAGUUAUACCCUUGGUAGUGAACCUGCCUGGCGUCGGCACCAACCUCCAAGACAACUACGAGAUCGGUGUCAUCGCACAAGCUUCGCAGAACCUCACCACUCCCGGCCCAAUCUGCACGUACGGACACGGGCCAGACCCAUGUCUAGACAUGUGGUACAACGGCACCGGUCCUUAUACCGACACGUCUCUUGAUGCGCUUAUGCACAAGACUACUCGAGCGGCAUACAACGAGCGUGAUCUCUUCAUGUGGGGCUUGACAGGUGGAUUCCGUGGUUUCUGGCCGCUUGGUACAGUCAACGCUAUUCCGCAGGAUCCACCGAGUACUUUCGACUUCUCUAUGAUCAAGAUGCAUCCGCAUGUUAACAGUCGUAGCGCGGGAACUGUGACGUUACGAUGUGCUGAUCCUCGCGAUGUGCCGGAGAUCAAUUUUAGGUACUUUGAGAUUAAGGGGUCAGAUGAAGACUUGGACGCUAUGGUUGAAGGAGUGGAGUUUGCGAGAAAAGUUUACGGAUCCGUUGUAUCGCCUAUAUCACCUUUCACCGAAACUUUCCCCUGUAUCAACGGAUCUGCAACAGGCUGUGUGACACCAGAGCUCGAAUCAAAAGUCAAGCGUGGUCUCAUCAUGCUACUAGUACUUGCUCGAUGGGAGCAAUCGACGAUCCGAUGGCUCUGGUGGACUCACGGUUUCGGGUCCGUGGCGUACGUGGAUUAA
Recurvomyces mirabilis is the source of this 1851-nucleotide messenger RNA. RefSeq lists its product as uncharacterized. Bases 1 to 1851 code for a protein of 616 amino acids. Gene Ontology annotation, molecular function: flavin adenine dinucleotide binding; oxidoreductase activity, acting on CH-OH group of donors. NCBI's taxonomy places the organism in Eukaryota, Fungi, Ascomycota, Dothideomycetes, Mycosphaerellales, Teratosphaeriaceae. The record is from RefSeq and is a predicted model, not a curated record. The transcript is spliced from 2 exons.